Jatropha curcas is the source of this 681-nucleotide messenger RNA. Its product is annotated as Thioredoxin superfamily protein. NCBI's taxonomy places the organism in Eukaryota, Viridiplantae, Streptophyta, Magnoliopsida, Malpighiales, Euphorbiaceae. The record is from RefSeq and is a predicted model, not a curated record.
GGGCGUUUGUCGUUUGUCGUUUGACGAACGACAGUCUAGACAAACGCAAACGACUUUAUCGUUGUGUUGUUGGUAUAACGAUAAACGAACUGGCAAAUAAAUAAAAACGUGAUCGGGCUUUUACUUGAAAGACUCCAAUUCCAAAUAAGCAUAGCCCAAAAACGUGGAGUAGAAAGAAAUGGAGGAGAGCUCAAAGAAAGGAUUAGAGGGUACUGGUCUAGAGCUGCCCGUGAAUCGCCAUGGCAACCUGAAGAGUGCUUCUAGCGAUCAAAAUCUCCUCGAAAUUCUCUCUGACAUCAAAGCUUCCAAGACUACUGCAGUUAUCAACUACGGCGCUUCAUGGUGUAGGGUGUGUAGCCAGAUCCUCCCUGCAUUUUGCAAGCUGAGCAACAAUUUCCCUAAGCUUUCUUUCAUAUAUGCAGAUAUUGAUGAAUGUCCAGAAACAACUCUGCAAAUUCGUUAUACACCCACAUUUCAUUUUUAUCGCGACGGUGAAAGGGUUGAUGAAAUGUUUGGUGCUGGAGAAGAGAGGCUGCAUGAUCGCUUGUGGCUGCAUUCUUGAAAUCUAUCUUAUCAUUGACAAGUAGAUGCAGGAAUAGCAUGUCCUGCACUUGCCAAAUUAUGUAAAAACACUAACACUGCUUUGAGCAUUCCAAUUAUGAAAAUCACAUUUUACUAAUA